Messenger RNA from Pestalotiopsis fici W106-1, 864 nucleotides. RefSeq lists its product as uncharacterized. Lineage: Eukaryota; Fungi; Ascomycota; Sordariomycetes; Amphisphaeriales; Sporocadaceae. Gene Ontology annotation, molecular function: S-formylglutathione hydrolase activity. Gene Ontology annotation, cellular component: cytosol. The transcript has 2 exons. Bases 1 to 864 code for a protein of 287 amino acids. The record is from RefSeq and is a predicted model, not a curated record. Gene Ontology annotation, biological process: formaldehyde catabolic process.
AUGCCUUUCGAAACCAAGGCCACCAUCGCCAGCUGCGGCGGAAAGCUCCUGAAGCUUUCGCACGAGUCCAAGAGCACCAAGACGCCCAUGGAUGUGAACCUCUAUCUGCCGCCAGCUGCCAAGACCCAGAAGGUUCCCCUACUGAUCUACCUGUCUGGUUUGACUUGUACACCCCAGAACUGCACCGAAAAGGGCUUCUUCCAGCAGGCCGCCGCCAAGGCCGGCAUCGCGGUGCUGUACCCCGACACGUCGCCGCGCGGUGCCAACCUGCCGGGCGAGACGGACGCCUGGGACUUUGGCGCCGGCGCCGGCUUCUACAUCAACGCGACACAGGAGCCGUGGUCCGGCCACUACCACAUGGAGACGUACGUGCGGGACGAGCUGCCCGAGGCCAUCUUUGCAGAGUUUGGUGCGCAGCUCGACAGCAGCCGCGUCUCCAUCACCGGCCACAGCAUGGGCGGCCACGGCGCCCUGACCCUGUUCCUCAAGAACCCGGGCAAGUACAAGAGCGUCAGCGCCUUUGCGCCCAUUUCCAACCCCACCCAAUGCCCCUGGGGCGAAAAGGCCUUCUCGGGAUACCUGGGCACCGCCGACCGCGAGGGCUGGAAGGCCCACGACGCCACCGAGCUCAUCUCGGGCGCCUCGUGGAAGGGCCACGAGAUCCCCCUGCUGGUCGACGUCGGCACCGGCGACAACUUUUACAAGCAGGGCCAGCUCCUGCCCGAGAACUUGGAAAAGGCUGCCCGCGAUAAUGGCAUCACCGGCCUCACGGUCCGCUACCAGGAUGACUAUGAUCACUCGUACUUUUUCAUCUCGUCAUUUGCCGAGGACCAUGUCAAGCACGCUGCCAAGUACCUGCUAUAG